This is a messenger RNA of Metarhizium acridum CQMa 102, 1299 nucleotides long. The record is from RefSeq and is a predicted model, not a curated record. Lineage: Eukaryota; Fungi; Ascomycota; Sordariomycetes; Hypocreales; Clavicipitaceae.
AUGUCUCCUCUCAACUCCCCAGAAGGCCAAUAUUUGUCUCUUGCUGGUUCGUUCCAAAAAAGUCAAAAAACUUUAGCAAAUAAUUUUAAAACAUGGGGUCUAAAGCCCUCCUCCAAAAACCAGGCACCCACAAUCCUUGCUGCGACAGAAGCAGCCUAUACCAACUCGGUAAAGCAAGUUGAAGACGCUCGCAACAGACAAAUACUCAUCCUCAAUGAGGACUGGGUUAAUGAGUGUUGUGAAAAAAAGUCCUGGAUAGUGCCGGAGAACAAACAUAUUUGGGAGAACCACUCAGCGAAGGCCCCCAAUAAUCCUCCCAACCCACUUGAGAAUCCUCCACCAAAGCCGCCUAAUCCACCUGAGAAUCCUCCACCACAGCCGCCUAAUCCACCUGAGAACCCUCCAACACAGCCGCCUAAUCCGCCUGAGAAUCCGCCACCACAGCUGCCUAAUCCACCUGAGAACCCUCAACCACAGCCGCCUAAUACACCUGAGAAUCCGCCACCAAAGCCGCCUAAUACACCUGAGAAUUCUCCACCACAGCCGCCUAAUCCACCUAAGAAUCCUCAACCACAGCCGCCUAUUCCACCUGAGAACCCUCCGAAACAUGAAUCUGAUAAUGAGAGCAUGGAGGUUGCUCUUUUAAAAAAACAAAUUGAAGAUUUAAAGAACAGCAAGACAAAUGGUAAAGAUGGUCCUUCAGAUCGAUAUGAUCAAUCUGAAGACCAGAAGGAGUGCUUUGACAUAUUUUACGAAUGGUCCAGGCGCUUUGAUGACACAGAUGAUCCCAACACGAACAGAUUUGAGGUGGAUUGUCACCCAGCCGACAUCAACAAACCGCUCAGCGAUCGACGUAAAGAAUAUGAGAUGGAGAUUAUGCUAAUAACUCACUUUCGAUCUUACGUAUUUGUGAUUGACCCGGAGGAGACGGUUGAAGGUUACGACUGUCUGAGGCCUGGGUACCUGAUUCCAAGAUCAGAUUGCCCAGCAGCGGCACGGAAAUAUGAAGACAACGGUGGGGAGAUAGUGAGAGCAAAACAAAAAGAAAAUCUCCAGGGCAAGCAAAUGACCGACUUCGUCUGGUGGAGUGUGGCUACGGAUCCGGAGGGCCGUUUUUGCUACUGCUUGGGGGCUUUCAAGGGGGACAAACGGCCCUCGCUCUAUUCCCGGUCAACCUUUAAGGCCAAAUGGGGCAAGCUUGCUGAUGAUCAAAUCAAUGAAAUACGGCGGAAGUUCAGUCAGGCGGAGCUGAACAAGCAGGCGAAGGCACGGUCGCAAAAAUUGCUGAAGUUGAACUAA